CGAAACGGGCAACGAUCGAAGCGGCUGUUGUUGCUCGGUGCGGCUUCUUUAGCUUCCGUUAACAAUUAAUCGCUCGAAUCGUGGCAAAUCUCUUGCAGGAUCUCAGACGCACAUCAUCAUGCCAGGCACCUCGUUCCCAACGAACAACGACAACUUCAGCAACGGCUUCCCCAUGGUCACGACCCAAGCCGAGCGACUGCUGCAGGCGCAGAAUCGCCGCAAGUUCAGCUUCCCCGCCACACUCCACUCGGCCGCCCUGCUCGAGGUGGGCCAGCGGGAGUCCACGCGCCGCCGGCUCAGCAACGUCAGCGAUGUGGUUACCCGCAAGCUCUCCUACACCAUCGGCUGGAAGGCCGCUCAAAUACCUGCCCAAGACAUUAUCACACAGGGACGCUGUUUAUGUGGACACUACAUCAAGCGGCGGCUGCGUCGCUCGGGACUGUUCAACAAGAAACUGGGGCUGCAGCGCAUUCGCAGCAUAUUGGGCAACAGCAACACAACUAUGGGCAUCGUGAGAGACGUUUUCCCAGCGGUGCAAGUGUUGGGCGAUGAGCUGGAGCGCAUGCAUCCGCGCAUCUAUAAUGGCGUCGCCCGACAGAUUUGCCGCAAUCCCGGCGGCGAGUUCCAUACCCCGGAUGCUGUGAGUCUACUCCUGGGUGCCGUGGGCCGGGAGCUGUUUCGGGUCGAGAUCACAUGGAGCAAGGUUAUCUCAUUGUUUGCUAUAGCCGGCGGUCUGUCGGUGGAUUGUGUGCGCCAGGGCCAUCCCGAGUAUUUGCCAAAGCUUAUGGAGAGCGUUUCCGAAGUUAUCGAGGAUGAGCUGGUGCCUUGGAUAAACGAAAACGGCGGUUGGAGUGGCAUCAAUACACACGUUUUACCAACAUCCAACAGCUUAAAUCCCUUGGAAUGGACCACGCUGGUAAUUGGAGUUGUAUUCGGAUUGAUUUUAUUAUUUAUGUUUUUGCGCUUUAUUGUCAACACACUGAUACCUAAAAUAUAUCAACGAUUUACGAGCUAAUACAAUAAA
Messenger RNA from Drosophila navojoa, 1024 nucleotides. It is a transcript of the gene Buffy, whose product is annotated as BCL2 family apoptosis regulator buffy. Gene Ontology annotation, molecular function: BH domain binding. Lineage: Eukaryota; Metazoa; Arthropoda; Insecta; Diptera; Drosophilidae. The record is from RefSeq and is a predicted model, not a curated record. Gene Ontology annotation, cellular component: mitochondrial outer membrane. Gene Ontology annotation, biological process: regulation of apoptotic process; extrinsic apoptotic signaling pathway in absence of ligand; release of cytochrome c from mitochondria.